AUGGAUUUUUCUAUUCCUCCCACCUUACCGCUAGAUCUGCAAAGUCGAUUAAAUGAAUUGAUUCAAGAUUAUAAGGACGAAAACCUAACAAGAAAGGGUUAUGAAACAAAAAGAAAGCAAUUGCUAGAUAAUUUUGAAAUCUCACAAAUGAGGCCUUAUACACCCCUUCGAUCUCCAAAUUCGAGAAAAUUGAAACGUUUGCAUAAGAGAAAUACGAGUUUGGCGUCAUCCAUCACAUCGAUGCCUAAUUCUAUUGACAGGCGCCAUUCUAUCUAUCGUGUUACAACCAUAAACUCAAAUUCUGCGCAUAAUACACCCACAAGACGCAGUAAAAGAUAUGCUGCUUCUUUGCAAUCCUCAUUGCAAGGCUCUACUGAUGAAAAUGUGUCAGCGAAGGAUGCAGUUUAUAACCCUAUGAUACCGUUACUACCAAGACAUCUUGAACGUGAAAAUACAGCUGGUGGAGAUACAACAAUGACAGAUUCUUUGCCGCUGAUUUUGAGGGGACGCUUUGAGCACUAUGAUGGUCAAACAGCAAUGAUCAGCAUAAAUGCUAAGGGUAAAGAAACGUUCAUCACAUGGGAUAAACUUUAUUUAAAGGCAGAAAGGGUGGCACAUGAACUGAACAAGAGUCACCUCUACAAAAUGGACAAGAUCUUACUAUGGUAUAACAAAAAUGAUGUCAUUGAAUUUACUAUUGCGUUAUUAGGUUGUUUUAUUUCUGGGAUGGCCGCUGUACCGGUGUCAUUCGAAACCUAUUCUUUGCGUGAGAUUCUUGAGAUUAUCAAGGUAACAAAUUCUAAAUUCGUUUUGAUUUCAAACGCAUGCCAUAAGCAACUAGAUAAUCUAUACUCCUCAUCAAAUCAUUCAAAGGUAAAACUGGUCAAGAACGACGUUUUUCAGCAAAUCAAAUUUGUUAGAACAGAUGACCUAGGAACAUACACAAAAGCAAGAAAGGCCUCGCCAACUUUUGAUAUACCGAAUAUUUCAUAUAUAGAAUUUACUAGAACACCAUUGGGUCGUUUGUCUGGCGUCGUCAUGAAGCAUAACAUCUUAAUAAACCAAUUUGAAACGAUGACAAAAAUUUUAAACUCGCGAUCAAUGCCUCACUGGAAACAAAAAUCUCAAAGUAUCAGGAAGCCGUUUCACAAAAAAGUUAUGGCUACGAAUUCAAGGUUCGUCAUUUUAAACAGUCUGGAUCCUACCAGGUCCACUGGUUUAAUCAUGGGUGUCCUUUUCAAUCUUUUCACAGGGAAUCUUAUGAUCUCUAUUGACAGUACCAUAUUACAGCGACCUGGAGGAUACGAAAAUAUCAUCGAUAAAUUUAGAGCUGAUAUUUUAUUGAAUGAUCAGUUGCAGCUAAAACAGGUUGUAAUUAAUUAUUUGGAAAAUCCAGAAUCUGCCUUUUCCAAAAAGCAUAAAAUAGACUUUAGCUGCAUCAAGUCAUGUUUAACCUCGUGUACUACCAUAGAUACGGAUGUAACCGAGAUGGUUGUUCACAAAUGGUUGAAGAAUUUGGGAUGUAUUGAUGCCCCAUUUUGUUAUUCGCCUAUGUUAACAUUAUUAGACUUCGGCGGUAUCUUCAUAUCUAUUAGAGAUCAAUUAGGGAAUUUAGAGAACUUUCCGAUUCACAAUUCAAAACUAAGGCUGCAAAAUGAACUGUUUAUAAACCGUGAAAAAUUAAAGCUUAAUGAGGUUGAAUGUAGUAUAACCGCCAUGAUUAACUCCUCAAGUUCCUUUAAAGAUUACCUUAAAUUGGAGACAUUUGGCUUCCCUGUUCCUGACGUUAUGUUAUGUGUGGUUAAUCCUGACACGAAUACGCUGGUGCAGGAUCUGACUGUAGGUGAAAUAUGGAUUUCUUCUAAUCAUAUUACAGAUGAGUUCUAUCAAAUGGAUAAGGUGAACGAAUUUGUAUUUAAGGCAAAGUUAAAUUAUCCGGAAAUGUUUGCCUGGGCAAAGUAUGAAAUGCCUAACAGUGAAUCACAAGCUGUUACUGAACAAUUGGACACCAUUCUAAACAUUUGUCCUGCCAAUACCUACUUCAUGAGAACCAAACUGAUGGGUUUCGUUCAUAACGGGAAGAUUUAUGUUCUUUCACUUAUAGAAGAUAUGUUUCUACAGAAUAGAUUGAUUAGGUUACCGAAUUGGGCUCAUACAUCGAACCUUUUAUAUGUCAAAAAAGGCAAUCGACCACCUCAAUUCACAAGUAACAGCAGGGCAGAUAGUGCUAAAACUACUGAUAUCACGAGCUUGAGUGGUGAAGUACUCCCUGGGUAUAAAAGGGUUGUUGAGUCUCACUAUUUACAACAAAUCACUGAGACUGUAGUGAGGACUGUAAACACUGUUUUUGAGGUUGCGGCAUUUGAAUUGCAACAUCAUAAAGAAGAGCACUUUUUAGUUCUGGUGGUCGAAAGUUCGUUGGCAAAAAUGGAAGAAGAAAGUAAAAAUGUCGAAACAGCAGAUAAUGCUCUGAUAGCGUUUACCGAAAAGCAGAAAUCCAAACUGGAAACGAAAAUGAAUGAUCUAAUUGACCAAAUUUUCAGAAUUCUUUGGAUUUUCCAUAAAAUCCAGCCGAUGUGUGUUUUAGUUGUACCAAGAGACACUUUACCUAGGCGAUAUUGUUCCUUGGAAUUAGCCAAUAGUACUGUAGAAAAAAAGUUUUUGAACAAUGAUCUCAGUGCACACUUUGUAAAGUUUCAAUUUGACAACGUUAUACUUGAUUUUUUACCUCAUUCAGCUUACUACAAUGAAAGUAUAUUAUCUGAGCACCUAUCCAAAUUGAGAAAGAUGGCUUUGCAAGAAGAAUACACCAUUAUUGAAUCAAACUACCGUAAUGGUGGUCCCGUUAAAUCAAAACUAGCUCUUCAAUGCAGUGGUGUCGAUUACAGGGAUGAGUCUGUUGACACCCGGAGUCACACCAAACUCACAGACUUCAAGUCGAUUUUGGAGAUUUUGGAAUGGAGGGUUUCUAAUUAUGGGAAUGAAACGGCAUUCAGUGAUGGUACAAAUACAAAUCUGGCCAAUUCCUCUGCUUCCAACGAUAACAACGUUCACAAAAAGGCAUCGUGGGCGAACUUUGGUAAAAUUGUUGCAGGUUUUUUAAAAAAAAUUGUCGGGUCUAAAAUUCCAUUAAAGCAUGGUGAUGCUGUUAUAAUUAUGUGUGAAAAUUCCGUCGAAUAUGUGGCCAUGAUCAUGGCAUGCUUGUAUUGUAAUCUGUUGGUGAUUCCUCUACCAAGCGUUAAGGAGCUCACUAUAGAGGAGGAUCUGAAAUUUUUGGUUAAUAUUAUUCAAAGUUACAAAGUAAAAAGGCUAUUUAUUGAUGCCAAAAUGCAUAAUUUAUUAGACAAUAACAAUGUCGUAAAUAAAUGUUUUAAGAGAUACAAGAGCUUAAUACCCAAGAUAACAGUUUUCUCCAAAGUCAAAGCAAAGAACGCAUUAACAAUAUCUAUGUUCAAGAAUGUCUUAAAACAAAAAUUUGGGGCCAAACCAGGUACCAAGAUUAAUAUGACACCUUGUGUUAUAUGGAUAAACACAGAAUAUGACGUGACAUCUAAUGUUCAUGUAACUAUGACACAUUCUUCUUUGCUCAAUGCAAGCAAGAUAAUCAAAGAAACCUUGCAGUUAAGAAAUAAUAGUCCACUUUUUUCCAUAUGCUCUCAUGCAUGUGGGAUGGGGUUUUUGUUCAGUUGUUUGCUGGGAAUUUAUACGGGUGCAUCAACAUGUUUAUUCGGCCUUACUGACGUUCUGAAUGACCCUAAGGAGUUCCUAAUUGGUCUCCAAAAUUUAAACGUGAAGGACUUGUACUUGAAUAUCGAAACCUUAUAUUCUCUGCUGGAUAGGGCCUCUAAUUUAAUAGAAGGAUUCAAAAAUAAAAAGGAUAGCGUAGGCUCUGGUAAAAACAAUACCUCUGGAUCAAUCAGAGAAGACGUUUUUAAAGGUGUUAGAAAUAUUAUGAUUCCUUUCCGCAAUAGACCGAGGAUUUAUACGAUUGAUAAUAUUCUAAAACGGUAUUCAACUAUUUCCUUAUCAUCUACGCAAAUAAGUUAUGUCUAUCAACAUCAUUUUAAUCCCAUUAUAUCACUAAGAUCAUAUCUAGAUAUUCCACCUGUUGACCUAUAUUUAGACCCCGUUUCACUAAGGGAAGGUAUAAUUAGAGAAGUUAACCCCAAUGACGUGACUAUAAGUGGUGCAAAUUAUAUCAAGAUUCAAGACUCCGGUGUUGUUCCAGUGUGCACUGACGUUUCGGUUGUUAAUCCAGAGACGCUGCUACCAUGUGUUGAUGGAGAGUUUGGAGAGAUUUGGUGCUGUUCGGAAGCUAAUGCAUUUGACUAUUUUGUUUGUAACAGUUCUAAGAAUAAGUUGUACAAGGAUCCAUUCAUCACAGAACAAUUCAAGAGUAAGAUGAAGAGUGAAGUGAACAAUACGUUAAGCUAUUUGCGGACUGGUGAUCUGGGUUUUAUCAAAAAUGUUAGUUGCACUAAUUCUCAGGGAGAGGCCAUUAAUUUGAACUUGCUCUUUGUUUUGGGAAGUAUUCAUGAGUCCAUUGAAGUUUUAGGAUUGACACAUUUUGUUAGUGAUUUGGAAAGAACUGUUAAAGAUGUGAAUGGUGAUAUUGGUAGUUGUUUAAUUUCUAAGGCAGGUGGAUUAUUAGUGUGUCUGAUUAGGUGCAAAGAACGUCAUAAUCCCAUAUUGGGAAACCUGACAACAUUAGUUGUUUCAGAAUUAUUAAAUAAGCAUGGUGUAAUUUUGGAUUUAUGCGCUUUUGUGAAGACCAAAGGUAUAGGUCCAAAAAACUCCAAUCUGAUAAUGGAGGUUUGGACAAAAAACAGAGCGUCAAUUAUGCAAGCUUGGUUUGAUCAAAAGAUUCAAAUAGAAGCACAAUUUGGUAUAAACUAUGGUGAAAAUAUUUCAAUAUACUUACUAUCAGAUUACGAAAAGGACAAUAUAUAA
Messenger RNA from Saccharomyces mikatae IFO 1815, 4950 nucleotides. It is a transcript of the gene CMR2, whose product is annotated as Cmr2p. The record is from RefSeq and is a predicted model, not a curated record. The coding region runs from base 1 to 4950 and encodes 1649 amino acids. Gene Ontology annotation, cellular component: cytosol. Lineage: Eukaryota; Fungi; Ascomycota; Saccharomycetes; Saccharomycetales; Saccharomycetaceae. The transcript has a single exon.